CAGAGAAUUUCUACAAACCAACACAGCAAAUCAAAAACCACCUACAUACCUCAGAAUAAGAUCACAAUAAGAACGAUGGCUCGAUUCAAACUAGACGUACAGAAGAAACAGCACCGGGAACGAUCCCAGCCCUUGCAGAGAAAGAGACUAGGACUACUAGAGAAACACUCGGACUAUGUCCAACGAGCAAAGGAUUAUAACUCGAAGAAGGAUCGACUGCAGAAACUUAGACUCAAGGCUAGCCUCAAGAACCAGGAUGAAUUUUACUUCAAGAUGAUCAACUCGAAGACCGUCAAGGGUGUUCACUACAACUUCAAUAAGGCUAAUACCCCACUCGAUAACCAGCUGGUCAAGUUGUUGAAAACUCAAGACUUUAAUUAUAUCAAAACAUGUAGAGCAAUCGAAGAGAACAAAAUCACCAAACUUAAAGAAAGGUUAGGAUCGAUGAUCAUCCGAGUCCAAUCUGAAGAGUCCGGUUCAUCCUCGGAUCUGAAGGAACAAGCGAUCCAGCUCAUCAACCAAAGCAUCACAGCUACUCAUGCCAAGAAUACCGCCAACUCUGACCAAGGGGGAUCAGAGCUGGAUCACGAUGAUCAUGCGUUAGUCAAGCCAGGGAAGAAGACGAUCUUUGUGGAUUCGGUUGAAGAGGUCAAAAACUUUAGUAUCACUUCUUUAGGAAAGAAAACCAAAAAAGAUAAAACGCAAUCGGCCAGUAAAUCUAGCUCAAAGAAAACCAAGGGAAAGUUUACGGAAGAGUUUUCGGAUGCCGAAGAUCAGCUCACACCAGAUCCCGAGAAACACAUGAGGAAAUUGAUGACCGAAUUCCAGACGAGAUUAACGAGACUAAGAGUAUUGCAGACGGCGGAGAGAGAAAUGGAGUUGAAGAAAUCCUUGAUGGGCAAAGGAUCAAAGUUCCUCAAGUUCAGAUCGUCGACCCAGAAGCCUAAACAGGACGGCUUGGUUAACGGUCGGGAUCUGAGUUGGUAUGAUAAGUUAGACCGGAAUCAGAUCAUCGAGGAUGAUCUCGAACGCGAACGACUCGAGAAGUUGAAUUCGGGUAUCAAAACUGGCGCUCAAGUUUGGAAAUGGAAACAAGAACGUAAAAAAUAAUCAACCGGUUCUCAGUCAUCUCUCUGUUUUUUGUUUUCAUGUCAAGUGAUCAAUACCUUAUAUGUAUUCAAAGUAUUUGUAAUUUUUGAGGAUUGGGAUCAUGAGUUUUUAAGCUACACCAAACGAGCAAGAAAAAGAGUGCAGGAGAACCAAAGAUACACAAAGAAGGAUGAAUACCCUGAACACUUCUCAUUUGAGUCUGUAAA
Puccinia graminis f. sp. tritici CRL 75-36-700-3 is the source of this 1316-nucleotide messenger RNA. RefSeq lists its product as uncharacterized. Gene Ontology annotation, biological process: rRNA processing. Bases 76 to 1110 code for a protein of 344 amino acids. Gene Ontology annotation, cellular component: nucleolus; small-subunit processome. NCBI's taxonomy places the organism in Eukaryota, Fungi, Basidiomycota, Pucciniomycetes, Pucciniales, Pucciniaceae. The record is from RefSeq and is a predicted model, not a curated record. The transcript has 5 exons.